This is a messenger RNA of Microsporum canis CBS 113480, 960 nucleotides long. Its product is annotated as short chain dehydrogenase family protein. The coding region runs from base 1 to 960 and encodes 319 amino acids. The transcript is spliced from 5 exons. The record is from RefSeq and is a predicted model, not a curated record. NCBI's taxonomy places the organism in Eukaryota, Fungi, Ascomycota, Eurotiomycetes, Onygenales, Arthrodermataceae. Gene Ontology annotation, molecular function: oxidoreductase activity.
AUGGGAGGCUCUAGACCAGUCGCACUCGUUAUCGGUGCUUCCAGAGGGAUUGGAAGGCAGGUUGCAAUCGAUCUAGCAAAAGAAGGAUAUGCCGUCGUUGUUGCGGCCAAAACAACAUCAGAUGCCGCCAAAACGGUGCCAUUUCCGCCAGACCCAAACUCGCAGCAAUCCACCAUCAAUACAGUAGCUCGAGAAAUAAACGAAUCGGGGGGUGAAGCUGUUGCUCUCCCGGUUGAUACCCGAGAUGUUGAGGCUGUCAGCAACCUAGUUCGACAGACUGCAGAAGAGCUAUAUGGGAGACUAGACGUCCUAGUCUAUAAUUCUGGUGCCAUUUGGUGGUCGUCCGUCGAGAACACGCCUGUUAAACGUUUUAUGCUCAUGCAGCAAGUUAAUCCGGAGGGUCUCUAUGCUAGCGUACAUGCAUCUCUCCCAUAUUUUAAAAAGAAUGGGUGGAAAGGAAGAAUUAUAGUCGUCUCUCCGCCAAUAUAUUCCCGGUUCUUUAGGGGGAAAACUGCUUAUGCCAUGGGCAAGGUUGGAAUGAGUGUUCUUACAAAGGGCCUCGCGAUGGAUUUCGUUAGGCAAGAGAGACAUCAAAUGGCAAUCACAAGCAUUUGGCCAGCUGUGUCAAUUGAAUCCGCUGCAACCCAGCAAUCCACCAAACUAGACCCAUCAUCUUUAAAAGAUCUACGCAAGCCGACAAUAUUUUCUGAUGCUAUCCUUGCUAUUUUAAAGUCCCCGCCGGCUGUAGUUAAUGGUCUCUUGACCUUGGACGAAGACUUCCUGCGCAAACACUGCGGUGUCACGGACUUCUUGCCCUACUCAGUGGUCCCUGGGGCGAAUCCAAGGCGUAUUAUGCCCAAAAGCCUUCCGGUUCUAGAGGUUGAGGAGCAAGAUGACGAGGGGAAGCGAAUGGAUUCUACGAUUCUAAGGCACAAGAGCAAGACGGGUACGAAGCUAUAA